UAUUUUAGUUUGCUUCCGGUCCCUGCGUUUCAAGUUCAGAGCAACAUGUAAUUCGCUAGCAAAAUAAUAAGCUUAGUUAAUUACUAUGUGCUACUUAUUUUCGUCUAGCUCGUUGUUUGUUUAUGGUACAUGCGUACUUGAGCAAUUCGCCUAAGCUCACAGGUCUAUUGUAAUUUUUUCUCCGUUUUGUUAAAGAAGCCAAACUGUUACCUUAGCAGAUAGACAGGUAGCUUGCUAUAGCUCGCUAGCCAGCGUAAAAGCAGGACGAGAUAAUGUAAUGUUACAGUUUUAAUGUAAACUACAUAACGUAAGGUCAAGAAUCAUUAAUGGCAGCUCGGAAACACUUCACAGACACAGAUACUGCCGAUGAAGCAGUGAGGACGACGUGUGACGAUGCAACCAUAUGCAAAAGGUUUGCUACCAGUAAAGGUUACUGGAAGGACCCAUAUAUCCAGUAUUUUGCCAGAUCUGUUGGAGAGCGGAGGACACCUGAAAUCAACAGAGGUUACUAUGCCCGUGUUCAAGGGGUGAACCAUCUUCUUGAUGCGUUUGUAAGGAAAGCAGAGUGUGACUGUCAAGUAAUCAACCUUGGUGCUGGACUGGACACUACAUUCUGGAGACUAAAGGAUGAAAAUCUGAUGCCAAGGAAGUUCUUUGAAGUUGAUUUUCCAACAGUCGUGGCCAGAAAAAUACAUCAUAUUAAGACAAAACCAUCCCUGUCCAAACCCAUUAUUGAAACCCACUCGACAGACUCUCUGCUGCUAGAUGUCCACAGCCUUGACUCAGACCGGUACUGCAUCAUUGGUGCAGACCUCAGAGACAUCACGAAUUUGGAUCAAAAACUGAAGAAGUUCCAGCUUAACCCAGAAUUACCGACGUUGUUCCUGUCAGAGUGUGUGCUGGUCUACAUGACCCCGUCACAGUCCUCUAACCUGGUUCACUGGGCAGCAGAUACCUUUCACACUGCCAUGUUCGUCAACUACGAACAGGUAAACAUGGCUGAUCGAUUUGGCCAGAUAAUGAUUGAGAACCUGCAGCGACGCCAGUGCACCCUGGCAGGAGUGGAGGCCUGCCAGUCUCUGGACUCUCAGAAGGAGCGGUUUCUGAAGACAGGCUGGGAGCACGCUGAUGCUCUAGACAUGAUGACGAUCUACAGCAUGCUCCCCCAGGACGAUGUGGCCAGAAUUGAGCAUCUGGAGUUCCUGGACGAGAAGGAGCUGUUGCAGCAGCUCCUUCAACACUACAGCAUCAGCUGGGCCACCAAGGACAAACUCAACCUUGGUCUGUCACAGUUGGCAUUUUAAGAGUGAAGCUGCAUCGCCGUUUGGACAUGUUUUACAUGUGUGCACCAAAACCAACAAAUGGAGAAGAUGUGUGCACUGGGAAAAAGGAAGCCCAUAUUCUCAAUGAAGCUGUCGUCCGGGAGCUGUUCCAGUGUGAAAACCCCCCCGCAUCAGCAGAAUGUGAGCGUCCUUUGUAACCAGCUAGAUGUUGAAGAUACGAGGUAAUUGGAUUGAGAACUGGGAAGAGGUUUGUCAGUGCACUGAAUUACCAACCAUAAAAUUGGUCGUUUGUUUUACUGAUUUACUUACAGGUAUGCUUUUUCUGUAAAUAACAAUCACUUGGGCAAAAAUGUCAAUUGAAAAUCUGCUCAUCUGUGUCGGAGAUUAAAGAAUGUAUGAAGCCUGAAGAAUAUAAGAUGUCAUAUAUUUGUCCUUGUCUAGUUUUAUGUGCUAUUUCAGUUUUAUUUAUUGAUCAACUAUACCUUCAGACUCGUCUUCUUAGAAACAUCCAUGCAUGCGGUUAUCUAGUGUCAAACUGCGAGAAGUGCAUUAUAUGUAACUAUGGGCUGUAAAAUGUUUGCUGUUUUUGCUUCUAGUCUUCAAAGAGCAAAAAGAACAUGGCCAAGCAGAUCAGUUUGUACUAGAAUGAAUGCUCUUCAAAUGCAGUCGAAUAAAAGCGUCAUUUUAUGUAAA
Messenger RNA from Monopterus albus (swamp eel), 1976 nucleotides. It is a transcript of the gene lcmt1, whose product is annotated as leucine carboxyl methyltransferase 1. Gene Ontology annotation, molecular function: protein C-terminal leucine carboxyl O-methyltransferase activity. The transcript is spliced from 11 exons. The record is from RefSeq and is a predicted model, not a curated record. Gene Ontology annotation, biological process: C-terminal protein methylation. Gene Ontology annotation, cellular component: cytosol. The coding region runs from base 327 to 1304 and encodes 325 amino acids. NCBI's taxonomy places the organism in Eukaryota, Metazoa, Chordata, Actinopteri, Synbranchiformes, Synbranchidae.